Coffea arabica (coffee) is the source of this 489-nucleotide messenger RNA. RefSeq lists its product as uncharacterized. NCBI's taxonomy places the organism in Eukaryota, Viridiplantae, Streptophyta, Magnoliopsida, Gentianales, Rubiaceae. The record is from RefSeq and is a predicted model, not a curated record.
AUGAAGAAAAAGCAGCAACAGCAAGAGCAGCGUGUUCAUGAUGGUGAAAACGAACAUGAUCUGGAGAUCAUCAAGGCAGUAGCACAAGCAUGGUAUGCCAAUUCCAGCAGCUCUAAGUCAUCACCAAAUGAAUUUGAUGCCCACCGGCGAAAUUUCAAGGGCAAGCCUAGCAGAUUCAAGCUUGAAGCUGCAAGAAAAGCAUCAUCAGGUGACGGAUAUGGCAGCAGUAGUAGUACAAGUAGUAAUUGGGAUUUUGGCCAAUCCCUUUGGGAUUCUUAUGAGAUUGUUACAAUUGCAAGAAGGUUGGAAAGAGGUUUAGUUUUGGAUCAUACAUUCUCUGAAAAGGAUGAUGCAGGGCAUGUUUUCAAGAAGAGGAAAGAGAGUAAGAAUAGCCUCAGGAAUUUACUUAAUAGGAUAUCCUCUAGGAGAUUUAAUGAACCACUUGCACCCCAAGAAGAAGGAAAUCUGUCUCUUGAUAAGCCUGGAUGA